UUUUCUGCUCUAUUCUGGGGAGGUGGUUUUUAAUCAGUUGAAAUCACCUUUCCCCCUCCCAUGUGCUUUCCUUCAUUUGAGAUCUUUUGACCUUCAUUUUUAUUUGGGAGGGGGAAGGGUGAUAAUUUUACAUUUUCUGUUUUCCCCAGUUUUCUUUCCUCUCUGUUUCCCUCAUCCCAUUUUCUUAUCUGUUCUGCCGCUGUGUGGGCCUGGGCUAUGCGGCAGGGCACAUCAUUCAUCAGAGCUCCAACAUGCCCGCAGAGUCUGGAAAGAGAUUCAAACCCAGCAAGUAUGUACCGGUCUCAGCAGCCGCCAUAUUUCUAGUGGGAGCUACAACACUCUUCUUUGCCUUUACGUGUCCAGGACUAAGCCUGGAUGUGUCACCUGCAGUGCCCAUUUACAAUGCGAUUAUGUUCCUUUUCGUGCUGGCCAACUUCAGCAUGGCCACCUUUAUGGACCCAGGAAUUUUCCCCCGAGCUGAAGAAGACGAAGACAAAGAAGAUGAUUUCCGAGCUCCCCUUUACAAAACAGUGGAGAUCAAGGGUAUCCAGGUGCGAAUGAAAUGGUGCGCCACCUGCCGCUUUUACCGCCCUCCUAGAUGCUCCCACUGCAGUGUCUGUGACAACUGUGUGGAGGAAUUUGAUCAUCACUGCCCUUGGGUGAACAACUGUAUUGGUCGCAGGAACUACAGAUACUUCUUCCUUUUCCUCCUUUCCCUGACAGCCCACAUCAUGGGUGUGUUUGGCUUUGGCCUCCUUUAUGUCCUCUGUCACAUAGAGGAACUCUCAGGGGUCCGAACUGCUGUCACCAUGGCAGUGAUGUGUGUGGCUGGCUUGUUUUUCAUCCCUGUAGCUGGCCUCACAGGAUUUCAUGUGGUGCUGGUGGCUAGGGGACGCACAACCAAUGAACAGGUUACAGGAAAAUUCCGGGGAGGUGUGAAUCCCUUUACCAAUGGCUGUUGUAACAAUGUUAGCCGUGUCCUCUGCAGUUCUCCAGCACCCAGGUAUUUGGGGAGACCAAAGAAAGAGAAGACAAUUGUAAUCAGACCUCCUUUCCUUCGACCAGAAGUGUCAGAUGGGCAGAUAACUGUGAAGAUCAUGGAUAAUGGCAUCCAGGGAGAACUGAGGAGGACUAAGUCUAAGGGAAGCCUAGAGAUAACAGAGAGCCAGUCUGCGGAUGCGGAACCCCCACCUCCUCCUAAGCCAGACCUGAGCCGAUACACAGGGCUUCGAACACACAUCAGCCUGGCUAAUGAGGAUAGCAGUCUCUUGGGCAAAGACAGCCCCCCUACACCUACCAUGUACAAGUAUCGGCCAGGUUACAGCAGCAGUAGCACAUCAGCCGCCAUGCCUCAUUCCUCCAGCGCCAAGUUGAGUCGUGGAGACAGCUUGAAGGAACCAACUUCAAUUGCAGAUAGCAGCCGCCAUCCCAGCUACCGCUCAGAACCCAGCUUGGAGCCAGAGAGCUUCCGGUCUCCCACUUUUGGCAAAAGCUUUCAUUUUGAUCCUUUGUCCAGUGGUUCACGAUCCUCCAGCCUCAAGUCAGCUCAGGGCACGGGCUUUGAGCUGGGCCAGUUGCAGUCCAUUCGUUCAGAGGGCACCACCUCCACCUCCUAUAAGAGCCUGGCCAAUCAGACACGCAAUGGAAGUCUAUCUUAUGACAGCCUACUCACUCCUUCAGACAGCCCUGAUUUUGAGUCAGUACAGGCAGGGCCUGAGCCAGACCCACCUUUAGGCUACACCUCUCCCUUCCUGUCAGCCCGGCUGGCCCAGCAACGGGAAGCCGAGAGGCACCCACGUUUGCUGCCAACUGGCCCACCACACCGAGAGCCCUCACCAGUCCGUUAUGACAAUCUGUCUCGCCACAUCGUGGCCUCCCUUCAGGAACGAGAGAAGCUGCUACGACAGUCACCUCCACUUGCAGGCCGUGAGGAAGAACCAGGCUUGGGAGACUCAGGCAUUCAGUCAACACCAGGCUCAGGCCAUGCCCCCCGUACUAGUUCCUCCUCAGAUGAUUCCAAGAGAUCACCCUUGAGCAAGACUCCACUGGGACGCCCAGCCGUCCCCCGUUUUGGCAAACCAGAUGGGUUAAGAGGCCGGGGACUAGGGUCCCCUGAACCAGGCACAACUGCCCCCUACCUGGGCCGAUCAAUGUCCUAUAGCAGCCAAAAAGCCCCAUCUGGUGUCUCUGAGACAGAGGAAGUAGCACUGCAGCCAUUACUGACACCCAAAGACGAAGUACAGCUCAAGACCACCUACAGCAAAUCCAAUGGGCAGCCCAAGAGUAUAGGCUCAGCUUCCCCUGGCCCAGGCCAGCCACCUCUCAGUAGCCCCACAAGGGGAGGAGUCAAGAAGGUGUCAGGGGUGGGUGGCACCACUUACGAGAUUUCUGUGUGAAUCUUGGCGCCUCCCUUCCCCCACACCUCUGCACCUACACCAAAGGGCCUCAGGUGGCCACCUUCCUUCCCUCAAGGGGCUCCCCUACUUUGCAUGGACAUUUUUUAAACCACCGAUUCCAAGAGGAUGAGGCUUGUUUUACAAAAUGCCAUGGGGUUAAGGAGAGUUGGGGCCCUGAGACUGGGGUGGCACCUCCCCCUCCUUUGAUCUUUUAAGACCUUCCCUUCCUUGAUCCCUGGACCAGACUCAGUGGACAUUUGUGCAAUUGCUCGCCCUGGAGGGAACCAGAUCAUUUUUAAACCAGAAAUAAUUUUUUUUAUUAUUGUUACGGAUUCUAUUUUUUUCCUCUUCUCCGUUACCAGGUGUGUGUGUACAUAUAUAUAUAUAUUAUAAAUAUCAAAGAAAUUAUAUAUCUAUCCUGGGAUGGGAAAACAAGGGAGGGAUAUAUAGAAAUAUAUAUAUAUGGAGGGGGAUUUUAUUCUUCCCUUUCCUUAGACCAGCAGGAAAAGAGAGACAUUAAAGUCUUCCUUUUCUCCAUGGUUCCCUCUUUUGUCCCAGUUACCAACUGAAGAAGUAGCACCUUCUGGUGCUAAGUGAUUAGGAAAGAAACCUGGGUACAUCUGGGAUUCUGUCAGAUAAAAGAACUUGGAGAGUUUUUAAACUCCUUCACAUCUAAUUUCCCCAGGAAAGGGGUCACAGUUCCAUGAUGGUGGUGGGAGAUCAGGAAGAGAGCUUGGCCAAAUUUAAGAAACACCAGGCAGCCCUGCCCUCCAUUCUUGGAAGACAGGGAUUGUGGUGGGCUUCAGUGAGCCCCUUCAAUGCUUCCCUAGAAUUUACAGGAAAAUCUUAAAAUCCAAGGCCAGGAGAGAAGAAUCCAAAAAAAGCAAUAUUUUUCAUCAUAUGCCAAAACAAAAAUGGGAUAGAGAGAAGGAGUGGCAGGCCUAGGCCCCUCCGAUUGUCCCUUGGGGUUUACCCCUUAGCCCACCUCAAUAUGGUGCUGGGUAGAGGGGUAGCUGGGUUCUAACCUUAAACAGGGAAGACUCCAGCCUCUAUACAGAGACCCUUUAAUUUUUUUAUUCUGAUUAGCCAUUUUAAACCAACAAAGAAUAAAAUAAAUCCUGAUCUAACCA
Messenger RNA from Rattus rattus (black rat), 3526 nucleotides. RefSeq names its product zinc finger DHHC-type palmitoyltransferase 5 (gene Zdhhc5). Gene Ontology annotation, biological process: protein palmitoylation. Gene Ontology annotation, molecular function: palmitoyltransferase activity. The record is from RefSeq and is a predicted model, not a curated record. The coding region runs from base 252 to 2396 and encodes 714 amino acids. The transcript has 11 exons. Lineage: Eukaryota; Metazoa; Chordata; Mammalia; Rodentia; Muridae.